GUCUCCUCCACCAUGUCUAUCACCGACUUUCUCGCAGCAUCAGACAUAACUUCGGCUAUUAACGCUUGUAAAGCGAAGGAUUCCUUUAGCCCCAAGAUGUUUUUCAAAACAGUGGGUUUAUCCAAGAAAACUCCAACAGAGAUCGAGAGGGUCUUUAAGAUUUUGGACCAGGACAAAAGUGGCUUUAUAGAACAGGAUGAGUUACAGCUGUUCCUGCAGAACUUCUCCAAAGGAGCGAGGCUCCUGACUGCAGCUGAGACCAGAGGUUUCCUGCUGGAGGGAGACUCGGACGGAGACGGGAAGAUCGGCCGGGAAGAGUUUUCUGCGCUGGUCAAGUCUUCAUAAACAUGCGUGGCCUCUCUGACUUGUUGGAUGGUGAUAAUCUCAGGGUGGACCUCUUUUUAUAAUGUUUACUAGCUACAGUAGAUUACAAGA
This is a messenger RNA of Perca flavescens (yellow perch), 435 nucleotides long. Its product is annotated as parvalbumin, thymic. The record is from RefSeq and is a predicted model, not a curated record. The transcript is spliced from 4 exons. Gene Ontology annotation, cellular component: cytoplasm. NCBI's taxonomy places the organism in Eukaryota, Metazoa, Chordata, Actinopteri, Perciformes, Percidae. Bases 13 to 345 code for a protein of 110 amino acids. Gene Ontology annotation, molecular function: calcium ion binding.